Messenger RNA from Carya illinoinensis, 1047 nucleotides. RefSeq lists its product as uncharacterized. The coding region runs from base 1 to 1047 and encodes 348 amino acids. The transcript has a single exon. NCBI's taxonomy places the organism in Eukaryota, Viridiplantae, Streptophyta, Magnoliopsida, Fagales, Juglandaceae. The record is from RefSeq and is a predicted model, not a curated record.
AUGGUUGUGAAGUUCCUCCGACAGAGACCCUCGCUUGAUAGUAUUCGGGCUUUCAUCCGUAGCCGUUGGGGUCUGUCAUCCCUGCCCGUCGUCUCCGCCAUGCAACGUCCUAGGAAUAUAUUCAUACGAAUGUCCAAUGAGCUCGACUUUCUCAAGGCGUUGUCAAGGAAAUCGUGUGAUAUAGAGGGUGUCCCCUACCGCCCCUUUGCUUGGUCACCGGAGUUUGAUGAAGACGUUAAGCCUCCGUCGGUCCCUAUUUGGGUUUUCCUACCGGGACUACCGCCUAACUUCUACCACGCCUCCCUCUUAAAGAUGCUCACGGCACCGAUUGGAAAAUACAUACGUCGUGACAAUCCAACAAAGUGUGCCACCCGCACAGAUGGAGCUCGGAUUUGCUUAGAAAUCAAUGCAGCACAGAAGCCGAUCACACAUUUUUGGAUUGGCAUCCCUAGAAUGCCAAAGAGCCGAAGACAGGAAAUCAUAUACGAGACUUUGCCAGCCUACUGUUCGAAGUGCCGAUGCCAAGGACACAAUCAGAGGACCUGUCGGUAUGGAAGUGAUAAAAACCAAAUAGUAAAAGGAGGGAAGACCUGGAAGAAGGUAACCGAAAAACCCAGCACUAAGGAGGGUAACGUGGAUGGAGUUUUAUCGUUGGAAGCGGCUGUGACCAAUUCGGAAACUAUGGAUAAGUCGCUGGUACCGUUCGUUGGUGUUGUGAUCGCUGAACAGGGAGAAACAAGCAAACAAGCUCCACAGGAUCAGAUGCAAGGUUCUGAGCAGCUGCAAGGUGGUUCGGAGAAGGAAGUUCUGAGGGAGGUAGUACCAGUGGGUACGUCCACGCCUGGGUGUAAGUUGACGUCUGGGUUGCGAAUGAACGUCCAUGAAAGCAUGCAGAACAACUUGAAUGGCGAAUCGGUGGGUCUUGAAUUUGCGAUAAACGCUUUGGGACACAGUGAAGCUAGGUUUAACUCUGAGGUUGAAGGUGAAGAUGAUCUGGCCCAUGAUGGGUCUGCCAGGGAACCGGAGAGGGGACUCGAGCGUGACUAG